Dalotia coriaria is the source of this 3064-nucleotide messenger RNA. Its product is annotated as mucin-5AC. The record is from RefSeq and is a predicted model, not a curated record. NCBI's taxonomy places the organism in Eukaryota, Metazoa, Arthropoda, Insecta, Coleoptera, Staphylinidae. The transcript is spliced from 3 exons. The coding region runs from base 376 to 2955 and encodes 859 amino acids.
CCGCUGCUGCCGCCGAAGAAGUUGUGCGAGGUUUUCGGUCUUCGCUGCUCGCUGCUUGCUCGUACAAGAACUCAAAGGCCGUUCCUUCGGCGGCGUGCGAUCGCGUGUCGGUGUGUGUUCGUUGGCGAAGGCGCGCUGGCUGGCGAAAGUUGUCCCGACUGCGUUCGCGGACGAAACGAAACACGGGCGCGGGUAUAAGCCCGGCAUGCGGAAUGCCGCAUCCAGCAUUUGUUCUUGUGCCGUUUCUUGCGAUGUCUCGUUAGUUUAGGCGGUUUUUGGGCGCCGCGGACACCUCCUGAACUUUAGUUUACUGCCAAGCACACAGUUAUCAACGUGUUGAUUUAUUAUUCCGUCCGACGACCAGGAAGUUUCAAGAUGGCGGAUAGAAAGAUAUUAAUAUUAUUUGCGACAUUAAGUCUUGCUUUAAGUCUCACAAAUGGUGAAGUCCAGCUGAUAACCAAACCCGAACCGGGCCAGGAGUAUGUUUUUUUGCAAACCUCAGCGGCGGGUUCGCGACCAGUCGAACGCAAAGAAAAACCUUCGGAGAAUGAACGUGUUUUUGAAACAGCUCAUAAGUUACCACCUUCUUUGACGUUCGCGUUGAAUCAAGCUCAGGCUGAAGAAGGUGAAAUUCUAAAAGAACCAAAAGGACCUAUCAAGACCUCUAAAAGUAGUAAACCUAAGCGUGAAGCUGCUGCUUCUGCUGCCGAUGCGCCUGCAGGUGCCAUCAAACUUGAUGUUCAGGCACUUCUUGCUAAAUACAAAACAGAACUUCAAACUUCCACUACAGCAAAACCAUCGUCCACAACAACAAAAAAGACUAGCACUAGAAGUACACGAAAACCUAGGUUAAACCCUAUUCUUCCUAACAAACGCUCCAAGAAGGAAGCGCAUGAUGAAUCUGUUGUACCAACUACUGCUAGUUCUGUUUUAACCACAUCAGCGGCAGGUCUGAAACCAAUUGAAAGAGACGAUGAUGUUCCAUUGGUCGCCAGUGGAAGUGAAAAACAACGUUCAAGAAUUCAAAUCAAGAAGGGUCCCAACGGGCAGGAAUAUGAAUAUGAAUACGUUUAUUAUUACUAUGAUGAUGAUGAUCCCAAACAGACUAAUGCCCAUGAUGGUCCAGCAAGAAAUGAGGUCACACCACAAAAUACACCAUCAAGAGGUGGAUCUCGUGGUGAAACCAAGGCGGCUGUCACACCUGAACCUGCUAGUAAUGAAGUUCUGCCUACUUCUCGUGGGUCACGAACACGUGGUCGUCAAUUGGAAGAUGAAGAUGUUGCUGAUGAACGCCUUCCAGCUAACACCCGCUUUCCACCACGUAGUCGUAACUUGAACACAACACCAUCUGUUGUAGAGGAAGUUGUAGAAGAGGUUAAACCAAGAGGUCGUGGUCGAGGACGUCCUGAAGCUCAAGCAGCUGCAACUUCAGCUGAAAACACUUCAGAUAGUGUUUCUGACGAGACGCAAGGGUCUCGAGGUCGCACACGUGCGAAUGUAAGACGACCAUCUUUGGAACUUGUUGAUAGUGCUAGUUUCAACACGCAUACGUCUAGUGGUGAACCACCAAAUGGUAGUGGACCUACUUUCCCUGCUGAUUUACCAGCUGGGCCUGUGAGAUUCCUGGGAGCUACUCCUAAUGAACGCAUGGAUCUUCAGGAUAAAAAGGAAGCAUCAGGGGAAAGUGAAGUUGCACCCGCUGCACCAGCUGCAGUAGCUACUGAAGAAGCUACAACUAUGAUGUCUGCAAUGGAUAAAGUUGCUCUUGAUUUAUACGCGAUUCUUCAGGGUACGCAAAGAUUAUCAGGUGAAGAAUCUGAAGGUAACACUGAAAUGAAUACUGAGGCUGAUGCUGAAACCACUACAUUAGAGGCUACAACUGAAGUUCCUACUACUGAAGCAGCUCCUUCAACAACAACAACCACUACUACUACCACCACUCAAGCUCCUUCUUCUGCUGCUCCUGAAAAUGUUUUCGGUAGAGGUAAAUACCGCACGAGACCUGCCAUUGGUGGUCGUAAACCUGUAUCAACCAGCACAACAACCGAAGCUCCCGCAUCUUCCGAUGGUAAACCAAAGAGUCGGUUUGGACGUCCAUCCUUUGGAUCUCGUCCUAGAGCCCGACCAGCUGCUACAGCAACUGAAGGUGAAACCGAACAGAAGGAAACAAAAGAAGAAGCAAAACCUGUGAGUGCCACACGUAGUCGUACCCGUUUUGGUGCUGGUCGCACAAGAGUCACCACCGUAGCACCUGAAGGUACCAAUGAGGCAAAAUCACCUGCCACACCAACCAAAGCAUCAUCUCUAAGACCAAGACCUACUUUCAAUUUAAGAGGAAGGACGAGACCUACUCCAGCUCCGGAGGCAGAAUCUGCUCCAACUGAAGAAGGUCAAGAAGCAUCAACAACAACCCGCUCCAGACCAAAACUUAACGGAUCCAACGUACGUCCACUACGUCCAGGACCUAGGAUUAAUUUAACUGGAGGUAGAGGACGUCUUGGUGUUACCACAGCAGCCCCAGCUGAGAACCCAGCUGAACCUGCACCUGUUGUAGAAGAAGAUCAAGAGAAGACACAUGCAGAAGAAGGAGAAACAAAGGAAGCUGAAGUAACUCCAGCUCCAGAUUCAAACCCCCUCUCCCGUCUACGCAACAGACAACGUACUCCCCUGCAGGUCCGCCCAGCUGCCCCGAAAGCUGCAGCCAGUGCCCCCGUUCAAGUACGUCGUGCAAAUCCCUUGAUAUCUCGUCGUAAACCAAUCGGAGAAGCUUCCACAACUGAAGCAGCUGCCCCUGCGGAAGCAUCAACCGAAGCUUCGUCAUCAGACGCCGAAGAGGGCGCCACUGAUGCCGCCGCAAGUUCAACGACAAGCACCACAGAGGAACCAAAAGGAUUGAACAAAUUACUAGCAGGACGAAGGCGAUUGACAUUGCGACAACCCGGCACGGUUGCCUAAAUGUAACCUCACGAUCGACUCAGUUCGUAUCUUGCAUCAAGAGAUUAGGAAUGUAGACUAUGUGUGCUAGAUGAAAACAAAAACAACGAGAUACACCAAUAACUUAUAA